This is a messenger RNA of Oryzias latipes (Japanese medaka), 7452 nucleotides long. RefSeq names its product zinc finger, SWIM-type containing 5 (gene zswim5). The record is from RefSeq and is a predicted model, not a curated record. Gene Ontology annotation, cellular component: Cul2-RING ubiquitin ligase complex. Lineage: Eukaryota; Metazoa; Chordata; Actinopteri; Beloniformes; Adrianichthyidae.
AAAAAAUAUGCUUAAUGUAACUGUGCUUUCGUGGUUUUAUUUUGAAAGUGAUUGCCGGAAGUUGUUCUUGACAUCCUGUGUGGUUGACGGAGAUGCUUAGUGUGUAUGUGUGCGUGUAGUGAGAGACUCCCGUGUGUGCGUGUGUGUCGUCGGCUUCCUGCUGUUGCUGCUGUCCGCACACCGUUAGUCUCGUCAGUGUUGAACGGCUCGCCAUGGCGGAAGGACACAGAGAACAGCAAUCUCAUCCUGUCCUAGCCUUACCCCCGGCCAGCAAGCGACCCUGCCUUCGCCCUGCACCCCGAGGUCCCGGACCCGGGCCCGGUCACGGCAGCGGGUUGCCCAGCUCGCGGUAUCGUUCCCCGGAGUCCCUUUUGGACUGCGCCGCUAAGGCAGUAGCGGAAAAGUGGGCCUUCGAGAGAGUAGAAGAGCGCUUCGAGCGGAUCCCGGAGCCCGUCCAGCGCCGUAUUGUCUACUGGUCUUUUCCCCGCAACGAGAAGGAGAUAUGCAUGUACUCGUCGUUUCAGUGCCGAAUCGCUGGCGAGGAGGGUCCGUCCGGAACUGCCAGUGGGGCCGGGGGGGCAGGGUCCGGAGCUACGACCGCUGCCGCCGGUGGCGGAGGAUCUACCGCUGGUGCAACGGCUGCCGUGGGGGCAGCCGGAGCAGUGGGGACGGGGGACGGACUGCCUUUUCGCCGGGGUAUCCGGCUAUUAGAAACCGGCUGUGUGGAAAACGUUUUACAAGUCGGGUUCCAUCUCAGCGGCACAGUAACGGAGCCAGCCACCUCUUCAGAGACUGAGGUCACCCAUAAGGUAGCCAUAAGCUUCGACCGAUGCAAGAUCACGUCUGUAACCUGUGGCUGCGGGAACAAAGAUAUUUUCUACUGCGCACACGUGGUGGCGCUCUCGCUUUACCGGAUCCGCAAACCCGAACAGGUGAAGCUACGGCUGCCCAUAUCGGAGACGUUGUUCCAGAUGAACAGGGAUCAGCUGCAGAAGUUGGUCCAGUAUCUCAUCACGGCCCACCACACCGAGGUGCUUCCCACUGCUCAGAAACUGGCGGAUGAAAUCCUCUCUUCCAACUCUGAGAUCAACCAGGUUCAUGGUGCUCCUGAUCCAACUGCAGGCGCCAGCAUCAACGACGACAACUGCUGGCAUCUGGACGAGGACCAAGUGAGGGAGCAGGUCAAGCAGUUUUUGUCGCAGGGAGGAUACUACGGCUCGGGAAAGCAGCUCAACUCCAUGUUUGCUAAGGUGAGAGAGAUGCUGCGGAUGCGAGACUCCAACGGCGCCAGAAUGCUCACCCUCAUAACCGAGCAGUUCAUGGCCGACCCCCGACUGUCCUUAUGGAGACAGCAAGGGACGGGCAUGACGGACAAGUGUCGGCAGCUCUGGGACGAGCUGGGUGCAUUGUGGGUAUGUGUGGUGCUAAACCCCCACUGUAAGAGUGAGGAAAAGAGCGGCUGGCUGAAGCAGCUAAAGAAGUGGGGCGACACGGACGUUUGUCCGCUGGAGGACGGAAACUACGGCAGCGAGCUUCCAAACAUAACAAACGCUCUGCCGCAGAGUAACCACGCACAAGACUCCCUGUCAAGGCCGCGCAGAACUGUGUUCAGUCGGUCAGUCGAGGCCUGUGACCUCCACUGGCAAGACAGCCACCUGCAGAGGAUCAUCAGCAGCGACCACUACAUGUCUCCGUCCUAUCAGAGGGAAGGAGAGAGUCUGCUGUUCAACCCACAGGGGCUGCCGCUUUGGCUAGACCACGUACCGACGGCGUGCGCUCGUGUCGACGCCCUGCGUUCCCACGGUUACUCCAGAGAAGCCCUACGGCUAGCCGUUGCAAUCAUCAACACGCUUCGCCUCCAACAGCAGCGACAAAUGGACAUUUACAAGCACCAAAAGAAAGAGCUUCUCCAGAGAGGAGUGACUUCAACGACGAACCUGGAGGGCUGGGUGGGUCAUCCUCUGGACCCCAUCGGCUGCUUGUUCAUCACGCUGACAGAGACCUGCCGCGUGGAUGACGAAAACACCAUGGACACUGGAGAUGGAGAGCCGAGGCCUCCCGUCUACCAUCACGUCUCAGUGUGGGGCAGUUCAGAUGGGGGGGAGUCGUAUCUCACCCUGGCCUUGGAGGUGGCACUUAUGGGUAUGGGGCAACAGAGGAUAAUGCCAGAAGGACUUUAUGCCCAGGAUAAGGUGUGCCGCAACGAAGAGCAGAUUAUUGCAAAGAUGCAGGAAUUGGAGCUGGACGAUCUCCUGGUUCAGACACUUCGGAAACAAGCCAUACAUUUGCUGGAGGCGGGUCCAUUCAGCGGCCUCGGAGAGGUCAUCCACCGAGAAAGCGUCCCCAUGCACACGUUUGCAAAAUACCUCUUUUCUGCGCUGCUGCCGCACGACGCGGACUUGGCCUACAAGUUGGCUCUGCGUGCCAUGAGGUUGCCGGUGCUGGAGUCGUCAGCGGGCUCCGGGGAUGUCGGCCACCCUCACCACGGCAUCUCCAUCGUCCCGAGCCGAUAUCCCCGCUGGUUCACUCUGGGACACCUGGAGUCCCAGCAGUGUGAGCUGGCCUCAACUAUGCUAACCGCGGCGAAAGGGGACAUGCUGAGACUGCGAACGGUGCUGGAGGCCAUCCAGAAAAACAUCCACUCCUCUUCCCUCAUCUUCAAACUGGCCCAAGAUGCCUUUAAGAUCGCCACUCCCGCCGAGAGCCCGCCCGAUAUCACUCUGCUAAAUGUGUCGCUGGAGCUGGGACUGCAGGUGAUGAGGAUGACGCUGUCCACCCUGAACUGGAGGAGGAGGGAGAUGGUCCGCUGGUUGGUAACAUGCGCCACCGAAGUCGGUCUGCGGGCCUUGGUGAGCAUCCUGCAGAGCUGGUACACCCUCUUCACGCCGACGGAGGCCACCAGCAUCGUGGCGGCCACCGUCAUGUCCCACAACACCAUCCUGCGCCUCAGCCUGGACUACCCCCAGAGGGAGGAGCUGGCCAGUUGUGCGAGGACUCUGGCGUUGCAGUGCGCCAUGAAGGACCCCCAGAACUGCGCCCUGUCAGCCCUGACGCUUUGCGAAAAGGACCACAUCGCCUUUGAGACGGCCUAUCAGAUCGUGAUCGAUGCGGCGUCGACGGGUAUGACGUACUCGCAGCUGUUCACCAUCGCCAGGUACAUGGAACACAGAGGAUACCCUCUCCGCUCCUUCAAGCUGGCGUCUCUCGCCAUGACACAUCUUAACCUUGCCUAUAACCAGGACACGCACCCUGCUAUAAACGACGUGCUCUGGGCGUGCGCUCUGAGCCACUCCCUGGGGAAAAACGAGCUGGCCGCCAUCAUUCCCCUAGUGGUGAAGAGCGUGCACUGCGCCACAGUGCUUUCUGACAUAUUGCGCCGGUGCACCAUGACGGCACCGGGGCUAGCCGGCAUUCCCGGCAGAAGGAACUCUGGGAAGCUGAUGUCAACGGACAAAGCGCCAUUGCGGCAGCUGCUGGACGCCACGAUCUCCGCAUACAUCAACACCACGCACUCUCGGCUGACGCACAUCAGCCCGCGGCACUAUGGGGAGUUCAUAGAGUUCCUCAGCAAAGCGCGCGAGACUUUUCUGCUGGCACAGGACGGCCACAUCCAGUUCGCUCAGUUCAUAGACAACCUGAAACAGAUCUAUAAGGGCAAAAAGAAACUGAUGAUGUUGGUCAGGGAGCGCUUCGGCUGACCUUCCUCUCCCUCAGAGACCUUGUCCUUUUAGGAAAUAGUAAAAAGAGUUUUAAUUUAAUCUUUUGAUUUUUACGUUUAUCCUUUUGUUUGCUUUUUUUACUUGUCACGUUGAGCCAAUUUUGACCAAGUCUAACGGUUUUCUUUUGAAUGUGUACAAAAACGUUCACAGAACAUCGCUCUACGUCACUGUUACUGCAAAACGGGUGACAAAGAACCAACCAGAGAAAAACAAAGCAUCCAGCCCUCCAACAAAUGGGAAAAGUCAACAGUUUCUCACUCGACGAUAUGAAAACCAAAUGAUGUUGUUGGACGGGGACCGUUCUUUGAGCUAGGCAACGCUUUAAGCUGGGGUUGUGAAGAAUAUGGAAAAACCAUGGCAGUGUUGCUGUCGUACCUCGACCAUGUUCCGCGUCAGCUUUAACUUCUCUUCACGGAAACAGCCUCUUGUUUGAUUCAGAUACCUUUGACUGGUCAAAGACGUCACACAGUUAAAAAAAAAAACCCUUUACCUGCUGCUUUCCUCCAGUACCUUCGAAAGAAAUGCUCUGCUUGAGUGCUCGAUAUUUUUGUUUAAUCCAGAAGCCUGACAGAGACCUUCACUUAAUCCUCCACCUGCAUCCAGUUGUUAGCUUAUGUCCUUCUGCUGUAACAUCAGAGGGACCAGAUUGCACAUCACUGCACUGCUGUCUGUGACCAAACCCGUCAAAUGUUCAUUUACCGCAUCAACAUGGUCGCCAAGCAAUAUGAACAAGUCUCUACUCACUGAAAUCACUUCAGCAUCUUCAAGUUGUUUCUGGAGGCUUUGAGAGCAGUUCAGUCCAAAUAUAUUUCUUUUUUUGUUUGUUUGGUUUGUUGCCUAAAAUCUCUUUUCCAUCACAAGAACAGUUUUUCUUUCUAGUUUUUAUAAAGUAAAAACACAAUAGAAUCAGCGAUAACCACAAUAAAUUGUAUACAUAUAUUUCUAUUUUAAAAGGAAGUGAUUCAAAACAUGUUGAGGUAUGUUAGAGCAGAAUACAAAUGUUCCCUGUUGUAACUACACCACAUUUAAAAUCUCUGGAUAUUUAAAAACUAUGCAUGUAACGUCUCAAACACUUUGUAUUCUUCUUUUAUUUUGAAAAGAAAGUGUUGCUUCCCUGCAAAAUGUACGGAGCCUUAAUGCCGUUCAGAAAUUGGUUCUGAUGCAAUAAAUGAAUAAAAACAUUUAUUCAAACUUCUCUAAACGAACGUUAAUGUUGCUCUUUGCAGACGCCAUGUAAGGAAGCUUCCGUUUCUUUUGCAAAAUUUUCAAAUUUCAACCGAUUUCUUAAAAUAAUUUGCUUUGUUUUAAACACGUUUUUUCAAAUAAAUUGGAUGCCUGGUUUUCUUAUGUGGCAGGAAAAACAGUUAUUUUUUAUCAUUAAAAUUCAAAACAGUGAUGAUGCAAAUUAUUAGGUAAAGCCGUGUUUUUCCGGCCAAUAAAAACAAUUGACUUUUCGGCUUUGCUGCCUUAGACUUUGUCACGGCUGAUGCAGAAAUUAGGAUUUUUCUUGUGAUGGAAAAGGGCCAGAAGGCGCCGUGAGGGGCACUGAACACGCCGAAACGCUGAUUCUUUACAGGCUUAAUGACUCUGUCUUAGGCCACACCCCCUCAGCACAGGAGGUUAGCUUCUCUCUGCGGAUGACGUCCAACGCUUUUUUUAUUUUUAUUUUUUCCCCCUCAGACUCGGUGGCAUACAGUAAAACUCCAAAUUGUACCCAUUUAGACGCAUCAUACUAGCACUUCACACGAUUACCUCUUGAAUACGUUCCUGCAUCUGUUCAUUUCUAUUACUGACAUCGGGAACAAAACAAACAAAAACGCGAAGGGGGAAAUUUAGUUACAUAAAUCAAACGGAAGAGGCAAGAAAAGGGAUUCUGAAAGGGGGAAUGUUUUGUCUUUUCUUCUCUGCUUGUACAUUCCACGAGCGCUACUACCCUCCCUCACUACCGGGGUAGAAAUGCAGACAGACGGAUGGAAAGAGAGAACAGAGAGGCUGAACCCAGUUCUCAGGGACAUCACUUAAAAAAACGAAACAAAACGUAAAGUAGUAGCAUUUAAACUAUUGUAAAUAGAAAAGUGUCAAUUCAGAAAAUUGUAAAGUUAUAAUUAUUUAUGAUAAGUAUGGUAUGUGUGUUCAGUUUUUCCUGCUUUUGUUGUUUUGUUGUUUUUUUGGCAGGGUGUACUUGAAUAGUUGCGGGCGGAGGACUUAAGACCGGGGGUUUUUUUCUGUUGUUUUUUUUUUUUUUCCCCCCUCAAAAGCAAAGACUUCAAGGCGUUUCUCAGGUGCUCCUAUGUACAUUUCCUUUACUUUGGUUUGAGCUAAAAAUACGGUUUGUUUAUUUUGCAAAAAAGAAAAGAGGAAAAAAAAAGGUUGUUUUUUUUCUUUUCAUUCCUUCCAAAAGCAUGCCAUCAGAGAUGAGGACCAUGAGGGAAGCAUUCAUUCAUGAACAGAAUUGUACUAAACCCUGACUAUGCAGAACCACUUUGGAAGUCUUGUCACCUUUUUGGGGAGGGGUGGGGGUGGGGGGUGGGGGGUCAGUGGGCUGAACCACUAUUGAGGAUGACAAGACUGAGCAUGCUUCUAUUUGGACAAUGUGCAGUCACCGGUCUGCAUCUGCUGCAACGUGUAGAGGACGUGGACAUGGGGGGGGGGGGGGGGGGGGUGCCUUUUGUGACAGAUUAAUGUACAAAGUUUUGUUUUUGCCUCACUUCUGUGUCAGUCUUUUUCUGUUUUCUUUCCUCCUAUCAGGACUAAAGCCUUUAGUGUCUUCUCAGACGUGUUGUUGCUGUGCAGUCACACCAGGCGUCAGAAAGCAUGUGAACAGAAGAGAUGCUCAUUUCUCUCUUUUCCAAUUUGAUUUUCUUUUUUGUUUUUUCCUACUUUUAAAGUUCAGUGUUUAGAUUUCAUUGCCAUAGAUUCCGAGUCGGAUGUUUCUCCCUCACAGGGACCGUUCUGGGUUUGAAGCGAUGCGUUUUUUUGUGUGUGUGUGUGUGUGUGUGUUUUAGGGUCUAGCUGCAUCCUUUGUUGUCUUACAGCACAGUGACAUGAGUGCACAUCAGCAGCCUUGUUACCACAAAGUCAACUUGUGCAAAAAUAAAAAAGAAUAAAAGUGUUAAAAAAAUCAAAAGCUGCAGGGACUUUUUGCAUCACCAGAGUGGAAACAAAGACGGUAGAAUAACUCCUUAUCCUAAUACUCUGACACAUCGUUUGAUCAUCUCCUUAACUCAGAAGCUACAGUCAGCUGCCUUUUUAAUGUGAUGCGUUCACUGACAGCAUUAAAACACGCAAUCUCCUUCCUGUGUGUUCACCCACAACCACAGUUGUUUUUCUUAGUUUUCCCUGUAUUUCUUUCAUUUUUAGGAGAGUACUGUUUGCUGGUAGAAAUGUAGUUCACCUACUGUUCCUUUGUUUGUUUUUAUUUGGUUUGCAAUUUUACUUAACUUAAGGGAAACAUUGAAAGUGUUUGUUGCCUCUUUGUGCUACUGAUUAUGACAAGGUAUUUCCAGUAUUUGUUGCCACAGAAGUAUCAUAGCUUAUCAUUAACACUUUUUGUUUCCUUUUCUUUUUUUUUCUGUAAUUUUGUUUGUGGAACUUCUUGAGCUACUGUCUGUAAAGCGAGAAUUUAUUACUAUUUAUGUAACGCUACUACCAUUUUAUAUUGAUUUGUGUUGAAAUCUCAGUGCUUUUCUAUGAAUAAAGUGUGAAGCACGUUAAAAAAGAAGCCAUUUUUAAA